GCGACCUCGCAGUCACGCCGUCAGCACCGGAAGUCGUCAGACAGCCCACAUACAUGCGCAUGGAAAGUAAGCAUACACAACAAUGAAAAACAGAAAAAAGAACAGUAAUGUCCCCAACAAGGCGAAAUUCAAGCCUGGAUCUAAGAAGAGGGAAAAUAAAUGCGUCGUAACGUUUGACGACAAAGAGAGGGCGGAAUAUCUCACUGGUUUCCAUAAGCGGAAGGUGGAAAGGAGGAAAGUAGCUAUAGCAGAAAUACGCAAGAAGAUCAAGGAUGAACAAAACCGAGUCAGACAAGAGAGGCAUAAGGAAUAUAUCAAAAUGCUGAAGGAGCGACAAGAAGCGCUGGAGGAAAGCGAAGAUGAUCUGGAAGAUGUGAUCACCAAUACAACAGAGUCUGUUCAGUUUGAUCAUCCGAACCACACAGUCACCGUGACUACCAUCAGUGAUCUGGACCUCACCAACAAUCACCUGCUUGAACGAGUAACAAAUAAGGUCAAUGGGGAACCUAAAGAAAAUGAUCAUGGGGAGCAAGAGGAGAAACUGAUGACAAUGCCAAAAAAGGCUGGCAAUCCAAUCUUGAACAAAAAGAUCCGCUCGCUGACAUCCUCACUCAACGCCUUCACCUGCAAAAAGAGAAAACGAAAGCAGGGAGGACGAGGAGGACGAGGCCAGCAGACGGACAAGACUGACAAGAGAGUCACAGAAAGCAAAAUCAGUGCCAAGAAGACCAGCAAGUGGCAGAGACGACGCAUGACUGGAAAGAAGCACGGUCAACGGGAUUGAAAGAUCAGAUAUUGACAUGGUGUUAUUUUUAUACACUUAAUGUAAUGUAGUUUGAUUAAAGCUUAAUAUUUCCGCUAA
Molecule: messenger RNA, 862 nt
Organism: Syngnathus typhle (broad-nosed pipefish)
Lineage: Eukaryota; Metazoa; Chordata; Actinopteri; Syngnathiformes; Syngnathidae
Gene: nol12
Product: nucleolar protein 12
Exons: 6
Coding region: 83-784 (233 amino acids)
Cellular component (GO): nucleolus
Molecular function (GO): RNA binding
Source: RefSeq, a predicted model, not a curated record